AUGGCCGAUGCUCCCGCGAGUCCAGGCGGCGGCGGCAGCCACGAGAGUGGCGACCACAGUCCCCGCUCCAAUUUUCGCGAGCAGGACCGCUUCCUCCCCAUCGCCAACAUCAGCCGCAUCAUGAAGAAAGCGCUUCCCGCCAACGGCAAAAUCGCCAAGGACGCCAAAGAAACCGUGCAGGAAUGCGUGUCCGAGUUCAUCAGCUUCAUCACCAGCGAAGCUAGCGAUAAGUGCCAGAGAGAGAAGAGAAAGACCAUUAACGGUGACGAUUUGCUUUGGGCUAUGACCACUUUAGGUUUCGAAGAAUACGUUGAUCCACUCAAGAUUUAUCUAGCCUCUUACCGAGAGGGUGAUUCAAAGGGUUCGGCCAAGGGUGGAGAGACAUCUGCUAAGAGAGAUGUUUAUCAAAAUCCUAAUGUCCAGGUGGAGAAUCUUGCUCAUCAAGGUUCUUUCUCACAAGGUGUUAACUACACGAAUUCUCAGAAUGUUAGGAGAGAGGCUGAUGCUUCAUUCACGUGA
This is a messenger RNA of Sphenostylis stenocarpa, 519 nucleotides long. The record is from the annotation of a GenBank genome assembly. NCBI's taxonomy places the organism in Eukaryota, Viridiplantae, Streptophyta, Magnoliopsida, Fabales, Fabaceae.